AUGGAGCUGAGGGGACUGGAGGCCAAACAGGCUGAGCGCGAACAUCAAGAGGAGGCGAGCAAACAGAAGAAAGUUGCAGAGGAGCAGGAAAAAUGUGAUUGGCGAGCAGAACAGGAGUGGUCCCAAGUUGCAUUUACAGGCACAAUCAAGACCAAAAAAUUGGACGAGCUACAUGACAUAGCUGCGGCCUUGCGAUUACCAGAGACUGGACUCAAGGCAGAGCUGCUCCAGCGAGUUGUGCAGCUCUUUAAUGAUCAACCUGAACUCAAGAAAAACCAGCAUACCACAAGACAUGAUUCGUCAAAAUUCAACACACGAACCAUUUGGUGGCUAUCAACCACAGCCUAUCCCUCCGAGUCAACCCUCGAUGUUGCGCAUGGAUCUUCCCCCACCCGGCUAUGCACCCCCAUAUUAUCCCAUGCACCAUUCCACACCUCAGCUUCAGCCUCCACCUAUUCCUCACUUUGUGCCGGCUGGUAG
This is a messenger RNA of Suillus paluster, 480 nucleotides long. RefSeq lists its product as uncharacterized. The transcript is spliced from 2 exons. Lineage: Eukaryota; Fungi; Basidiomycota; Agaricomycetes; Boletales; Suillaceae. The record is from RefSeq and is a predicted model, not a curated record. The coding region runs from base 1 to 480 and encodes 159 amino acids.